AUGGGAACAGGCGAUGGCGUUACGGGAGCUUACUCCGGCCAUUUGGGUACCCAGAUCGCGAUCGGAGUCUUUCUCGCGAUCGGUUGGUACAAUGCUAUCGAACUAUGCGCUCUGGUCUUUAUAGCCUUUAACACAUAUCGAGGCCUGUACUUUUGGAGUUUGCUUCUUACGGCUCUCGUCGGAGUUGUGCCCUAUUGCAUCGGGUUUCUGCUAAAAUUCUUUGAGUUGAUGGAAUCGAUCUGGCUGGCAGUUGUUCUGCUAUCGUGUGGCUGGUGGGUUAUGAUAACGGGCCAGUCGUUCGUUCUCUAUUCCAGACUGCAUCUGGUCUUGCGAGAUGAGAAAGUUCUUCGCCGUGUCCUGUGCAUGAUCAUCGUCAACGUCUUCAUCCUCCAUGUCCCUACUACCAUCCUCACUUUUGGUUCUAAUUCCAACUCAAAGGAUUUGUUUGUUCCUGCCUACAAUAUCAUGGAGAAGAUACAGAUGACAGGGUUCUGCAUUCAAGAAUUUAUCAUAUCCACUCUCUACAUAUGGGAAACAGUGGAUAUGUUGAAGCUUUCUCCCGAUAAUGGAAACAGAAAGAUCAUGUAUCAACUGCUAGGCAUCAACCUGAUCUUUAUUUUGAUGGACAUUGGGCUUCUUGCAGUGGCAUAUGCGAACUUAUACGUCUAUGAAACAACACUCAAAGCAAUGAUAUACAGCGUCAAGCUGAAACUAGAAUUUGCGGUUCUUGGAAAGCUAGUGCACUUGGUCAAUUCCCAUUCAUGGAGCCCAGAAUUCUCCACAGGACCAAAUGGAUAUCCAGAUUUUGUUGACCCCAACCGCAUCACUUCCGAUGUCUCUCAUGCCCCGAGAAUCACUGCCCCUACUCCUAAGCCACCAUGGUUGCAAUCAGAAGACGUUACGGACGCAACUAUGAUCGUGGCAGAUCUCCCCGACAGACGCCCAAGCACCUACACUGCAGAGCAUUCUGAAACGGAUGCCUCGUUGGCCGGAGUGACACAGACUGCACCAAGUAACCCGAACACCACCUCAACGUCACUCCAUUUCCCACCGCCAUUACCUCGCGAGAAGAAACCCGAAUCAAAUUACCCAGAAUCAAAAUGGCCGGAUUGA
Molecule: messenger RNA, 1113 nt
Organism: Paracoccidioides brasiliensis Pb18
Exons: 1
Coding region: 1-1113 (370 amino acids)
Source: RefSeq, a predicted model, not a curated record